UCCUUGUUUAAAAAAGUGAAAACAAAUAAGAUAGCUCUCUAAUUUCUUCUAGCUUUGAUAACUCUCUGUUAUUUAGUUAUUAAAGUUGAAAACCAUCUUUAAAGAGAAUGAAGAUUCUGGUUUGGUUUGUUCUUUCUGGGUUUUUCUUGUUUUGGUGAAAGUUUGAAGAUUAUUACCUUGUUCUAUCUGAGAUCAUCGGAAUUCUCCGACAUGAGUCAUGGCUUUGGUAGUUGCAUUAAUAAAUGACAUUUGCUUUUAUCUGUGCUUCAGAUUUAGUAUAUAACAACUUCAUAACCUUCGAGCUCCCAGCAACUUCGGCUUCUGUCUUAGUUAAUUAAGAACUCUGCAGAAAAUUAAAAUGCCAAGACCAAGAGUUUCAGAGUUGUCCCAGAGGCAAGCUCCGAGGCUGAGGACAUCAUCAUCUACUUCUGACUCGAAUCAUCCCAACCGUCUGAUCACUACUGACCGGAGUUCUAAGCUCGGUGUUGAUCGUAGAUCUCCUAGGAGUGGUGGACCUCACAGUGAUCCGCUUGGUCAGAAGAAACUCGGGGGUCGAAUAUCGGAUCUAGAGUCGCAGUUAGGACAGGCACAAGAGGAACUGAGAUUGCUCAAAGAGCAGUUGGCUAAUGCUGAAGCUGUCAAGAAACAAGCUCAAGAUGAGCUCCACAAUAACAAAUCUAAGAAACCGAACCCGUUAGCUCGAGUGGAGGGAUGUGCAACUGAGGCUGAUACGAUUGAUAGAGACGAAAUCCCCGGAGAUGCGCAGAAAGAGACUGAUGUGUUUGAGGUUCCUGUUGAGAAGAUUGCGGUAGUAGAAGAAGAAGAUCCGAGAAGCGGAGAUGAAGAAGCUGAGAAAUUGGCUGCAAAAGAAGAUGAGAUCAAGAUGUUGAAAGCUAGGCUGUAUGAUAUGGAGAAAGAACACGAAUCACUAAGCAAAGAAAACGAGAGCUUGAAGAGUCAGUUGAGUGAUUCGGCUUCUGAAAUGUCUAAUGUGAGAGCUAAUGAAGAUGAGAUGGCUUCAAAGGUGGGUCAGAUUGGAGAAGAGUUGGAAGAAAGCAGAGCAAAGACAGCUCAACUCAAGGAGAAGCUUGAGUCCAUGGAAGAAGCAAAAGAAGCUUUAGAGGCUGAGAUGAAGAAGCUUAGGGUUCAAACCGAGCAGUGGAGGAAGGCGGCAGAUGCUGCAGCUGCGGUUCUUGCUGGAGAGUUCGAGAUGAACGGUCGGGAUCAAUCCGGGUCAACUGAGAAGUGUUUUGCAGGUGGGUUGUUUGACCCGACUGCGGUGGUUGGGUUCAUGGAGCCGCCGGGAAUGGCUGAUGAUUCUGAUGAUGGACUGGGAAGUGGGAAGAGGAAGAGUUCUGGGAUGAAGAUGUUUGGUGAGUUGUGGAGGAAGAAAGGGCAGAAGUGAUAUACAGAUCUUGUGGAGUGUGAGUUCAAGAAAUGGUUUGCUCACCAUUUCUGGUUUUUGUUGGGAUGGAUUUUGAUUUAGACUUUUGUAAGUUAGCCGGCUUCAUCAGAAGCUAACUAUCAAUCCAAAUCAAUUGCAGAUUCUCUUGCUUUUGUCUGCAAAAACAAUAUCAUGAACAACUUUUCUGGAAACAUGUAUCAAUUUCACCAACAACUUUCUAGAAACAUGAAUCGUAAUAUCAACUCAAA
Messenger RNA from Eutrema salsugineum, 1653 nucleotides. Its product is annotated as interactor of constitutive active ROPs 1. Lineage: Eukaryota; Viridiplantae; Streptophyta; Magnoliopsida; Brassicales; Brassicaceae. Bases 359 to 1405 code for a protein of 348 amino acids. The record is from RefSeq and is a predicted model, not a curated record. The transcript has 2 exons.